Molecule: messenger RNA, 3215 nt
Organism: Osmia bicornis bicornis
Lineage: Eukaryota; Metazoa; Arthropoda; Insecta; Hymenoptera; Megachilidae
Product: ankyrin repeat domain-containing protein 13D
Exons: 13
Coding region: 161-1999 (612 amino acids)
Cellular component (GO): cytoplasm
Molecular function (GO): protein binding
Source: RefSeq, a predicted model, not a curated record
CUAGCUGUCUUAUCCGGUCGAUGAAUAAUCAUGUUCACUCGCUACCUCUUCGUUUCGGUGACAUGUAUUCUCUAGAUGAAAUUCCGUGUUGUGUGUUUGAAUCGUGGAAUUUAUAAUAAUUGCUCUUGUUACAUGUUACCGUUAACGAGAUCUUAUAGAAAUGGUGAAUAUAGAUACGAUACAAAAGACUUAUCCGUUGCAUUGGCUCGUGUGGAAUAACAACUAUGUAGAACUCGAAGAGGAAUUAUCUUCGAAACUGCAUGAUAUCGAAAAGGUUGAUAACAGAGGAAGAACACCAUUGAUGCUAGCUGUAACUUUGGGUUAUACCGAUUGUGUUGAAGUGUUAUUGCAACAUGAUGCUAAUGUUAAUACAGAAAAUACUCAAGGAUGGACUGUGGUACAAGAAGCGGUUGGCACAGGAAAUCCUGAAUUGCUACAAAUGGUGCUAGCGCGUAGAGAUUAUCAAAGAUAUUGUAAUCGAGCAGCUGGUAUUCCAGAAUUGCUUCAUAAACUUAAACAAGCUCCUGACUUCUAUGUAGAAAUGAAAUGGGAGUUUACUAGUUGGGUUCCUCUUGCCUCUAAAAUGUGCCCUAGCGACACUUAUAAAGUAUAUAAACAGGGCAGUAACGUGAGAAUCGAUACCACUUUAUUGGGAUUUGAUCAUGCUAAUUGGCAACGCGGGAAUCGUAGUUACGUUUUUAAAGGACAAAAUGACGGAGCAACAAUGAUGGAAGUAGAUCAUGAAACAAGAAAAGUGUAUGUGGAGCAUAUGAAACUCAUUGAUGCUGAUAACAUACAACUAAUGGAACCAGCGGAAGAGGGUGUAUUAGCUCGGCUUACAAAUCCGAUAGUUACUACAUAUAUAGAUACUGAAAAGAUUAGUUUUGAACGCAAUAAAGCUGGUUUAUGGGGCUGGCGUUCUGAUAAAAGUGAAAUGGUAAAUGGACAUGAAUGCAAGGUUUUUAGUGCAAGUAACGUAGAAUUAAUAACAAAAACUCGAUUAGAACAUUUAUCCGAGCCCGAUAAAGCAAGGGCUCGUGCCCCUCGUACGCCUCUUCAGUCAUUUCUUAGUAUAGCGGAACAACAACAAGAGAACAGUAUUAGUGCAACUACUAGUGAAGAAUAUAGCAACGUUGGAAAUCCCUGUAAUAUCACAGCUGAAGAGUAUUUUGACCCAGAUCUUGAUUUAAAUGGAAGAGAUAUAGGUAGACCAAAAGAAGUUAAUACAAAAAUUCAGAAAUUUAAGGCAACUUUAUGGCUAAGUGAAGAAUAUCCAUUAAGUCUUCAAGAACAAAUUAUACCAAUUGUCGAUCUAAUGGCAAUAUCUAGUUCACAUUUUGCAAAAUUAAAAGAUUUUAUCCAAAUGCAAUUACCCGCUGGAUUUCCUGUUAAGAUUGAAAUUCCUCUGUUUCAUAUACUAAAUGCAAGGAUAACAUUUGGAAAUAUUUUUGGCAUGGAUCAAGAAGUAGCACACGUGGGGCAUUUACAAGAAACGAAUAGAAUGACUUGUUUAGUUGACGAUAUUUGUUUUGAAGCUCCGGUGGGAUAUGUAAAACUGGGUGCUGAAGUUCGGACUCAGUUUAGUAUGGAAGAAGAAGAUGAUCUGUUACAAUUUGCUAUUCAACAAAGUUUACUAGAAGUUGGAAGCGAACGUGACGAGGUUGACAUAUGGGAAGCUUUGAGAGCCCAAAAACCAUCUCGACCCACGACUCCUAACAUGACGACUGAAGAAGAAAGGCAACUACAAAGGUACGUGGAAAGAGCUAUCCAAGCAAGUCUAGCGCUAUACCAGGAGAAUACUGCUGGGUGUGCCAGCGGUCAAAGUAACUCUAAUAAAACGAAUGACAUAGAAGAUGCUGAUUCUCUCGAAGACACAGCAGAACAAUUAAGAUUGGCAUUAAGACUUUCUGAGCAACAACAAUUAGAAGAAGAGCAGCGUCGAUUGUUAGAAGAAGAAACGUUUCGGCAAGUGUUGGAAUUAUCUCUAACAGAUAAAUGAACUUGAUAACGUGCAAUAGCCACUUAAACAUUUCAUUAAAGUAUACUUCCACAUCUACGUUAAUCUUCCGACAACGUGAUGCUGUCGAGCAUGAAAUCAUUUCCUACGAUUCGUACAUCAAAAAGCAAUAUACAUAUAUAUAUAUAUGUGUGUAUAUAUAGCUACGAAGUCAGAUGAAAGUGCUGGAAAUAAUUGUAGCACUAACUAUGAAAGUAAAUGAUUUAACUUAUGUUAUUUAUUUCUUAGCUACGUUUUAUAUGAAAGAAAGUUGUAAUGGUAUGGUGGAACAUGGUAAUGUAAUGGUUAGAAGUCUUGAAAAUUACAAUUGCUCUGAUUAAUAAUCAGAAUAUUUUUGAGUCUCAAAUCCAAUUCAAAAUCAAAUGACAUUAGUUAAAUGGGAGGGGGGGGGGGGGGCAUCGUUGAAAGUACGUACUGUAAGUUACGACUGUCAAUAUCUCAAAUAAAAAGCUUGUAAUUCUCAAGCCUUCAAUAAUUAUUGGUUUUGUCCUUUCUCCUAGUAUUAAAUUUUCAUCUGGAAGAGAUUUCUAGCUAUAGAAAUUUGGAUAUAUAUAUAUAUAUAUAUAUAUAUCAGAUUAAUAUUUUAAUUAAUUCUAUGUAACAAUCUACUAAAAACUGCCUUUUUUAAUGUUCGGGCAAUUAAAAACUAUUCCAAGUUCCUUUUUAUACCCGUGAUAAAAUAAUUGUAAGUAGCGUUUCGAUUUAUUAAGGGUAGUAGUGAUGUAAUAAAAGUAUGUUAUUUAUUCUUUAAAGUUUAUUCGUUAUAUAGGCAAGUAAUUUCGUUGAAGAUAUUUAAUACAAAUUAUGUGUAUGAAAUAAAAAAAGAAAAGCAGCGAUCAACCUGUUGUUAAUGCACGAAUUUAUCGAAAAUCAAACAUACUUAUAGUACAUAUCAUUGCUCUGAAAAACUUUCAAUUCCAAAGAUAAAUUAUUGCUUCUCACAGAAUUUUUGUUAGAACUUGAAAUGAUUGUUCUGAACAAUAUAUUAAUUAUAUUGUAAUAAAAAGGUAUAUUUCUACGAUAAUACAACAGGUAUAAUUAUACGUAUAAAAUAAAAUAUGUUUAGAAAAAGUAUGGAAAGAAAAAGUAUUUAUAUGAUAAUUGACAGUAGCUAUUACUGCCAUGAAUAGGCUACUCAAAUUCUGAUUGUGCCCUAAAACAAAAAUACUGUUUUGUAAUAAAAUUAUGUUUCACAGUA